CGCAGAGCGUCAGCUCCAAUUGCCAGCCACACAGAAGAAAGAGGAGGUGCACAAUCUUAACGAUACUAGAGUUCAGUAAUCUUUAUUUUUUUUUAACAAUUAUUGUUGUUUAAAUUAACGUAUCCACUACGCACCUGGGCCAGUCUACCAGCACACUUUACACCCGCUCUGGCACACUCGCAACCCGAAAUGAGUGGCAGCGGGCGGCCCAGGACUAGCUCGUUUGCUGAGCCUCCGGGGGUUCCGGGAGCCGCUGCAGCCACCGUCGGAUCAGCCGUCGCCGGUGGAAGCUCUUCAGGAAAGUCCGGAGGCGCGCAGGCCUCAGGCGGGAGUUCGUCUGGUUUCGGAAACUUAAAGCUGGGCAGGGAUAGUGGGAAGGUGACAACGGUAGUAGCCACACCAGGGCAGGGUCCUGACCGCCCUCAAGAAGUCUCAUACACAGACAUCAAGGUGAUCGGCAAUGGUUCUUUUGGGGUGGUAUACCAAGCUCGACUUAUCGAUAGCCAGGAGAUGGUGGCCAUAAAGAAGGUGCUUCAGGAUAAGAGGUUUAAGAACCGUGAGCUACAGAUAAUGAGGAAGUUGGACCACUGUAAUAUUGUCAGGCUACGCUACUUCUUUUACUCAAGUGGAGAAAAGAAAGACGAAGUGUAUCUAAAUCUGGUGCUUGAUUUUGUACCAGAAACCGUGUACAGGGUGGCACGCCACUUCAACAAGUCCAAGACUACCAUCCCCAUUAUCUAUGUCAAAGUAUAUAUGUAUCAGUUAUUUCGCAGCCUGGCGUAUAUUCAUUCCCAAGGUGUCUGCCACAGAGACAUCAAACCUCAGAAUCUGCUGGUGGACCCAGACACAGCUGUACUCAAACUGUGUGACUUUGGCAGUGCGAAGCAGUUAGUUCGUGGUGAGCCCAACGUGUCAUACAUCUGUUCUCGGUAUUACCGCGCUCCUGAACUGAUAUUUGGAGCCACAGAUUACACAUCCAACAUCGAUAUCUGGUCAGCCGGAUGUGUGUUAGCUGAACUGCUGCUGGGGCAGCCCAUAUUCCCUGGUGACAGUGGUGUGGACCAGCUAGUGGAGAUCAUCAAGGUUUUGGGGACCCCCACAAGAGAACAGAUCCGAGAGAUGAACCCCAACUACACAGAGUUUAAAUUCCCACAGAUCAAAGCACACCCUUGGACAAAAGUGUUUAAGCCGAGGACCCCUCCUGAAGCCAUCUCAUUGUGUUCUCGUCUGUUGGAGUACACGCCAGUGACUCGGCUCUCACCGCUGGAGGCUUGUGCACAUGCCUUCUUUGAUGAGCUGCGCCAGCCAAAUGCCCGUCUGCCUAAUGGCCGAGAACUUCCCCAACUCUUCAACUUCAGCCCUGUGGAGCUGUCUAUCCAACCACAGUUGAACUCCAUUCUCAUUCCUCCCCAUGCUCGCUCGCAGACGUCACCUGCUUCACACGAGGGCAGCAGUUCAGACGGUCCAGCACAGUCCAGCUCAGCACCGGGACCCCUGAGCAACAACACCUAAAUGUUCCCUUGGCAUUACUGCUGUUACCAUCCCUCUCUCCUAGUCCCUUCUUUCUCAUUCCUCUCUCCUUCCCAACAACAGCUCCAAACAGUCUCUCUUUUACUUUCUCUCACACACACACUCGUCACCUUGUGUUGUGCAGUCAUGUUCUCCUGUCAUUGUCCAAGUGUGUAAUGCCCAAAUUCAAUCAUCAGAGGAGAUAAUGAGGUUGACUAAAUUCAGUAUGCCACUCAGCUCAUGACUCUUAAGUCUGUUUCUACUGUUCGCUGGUAAUUUUCAUCAGAUUCAUUGUCUUUAGGUUUGAAGACUGGGAAUGGCUUUUUAGGGCAUCACUGCCCCCUAGGGGCAGGAAGAGCACUGCACAGUUACUGCUUUUUCUGCCUCUGUGUAAACCAUCCAUUUAAGGACAUUUUAAACAAUUGAUAUCCAAUAUUGUGCUAGUUUAAUCCUUUAAAUUUGUUUUUGCUCUUAAACUUUACAUUUUAGCUUUAUGCGUUCUUGAACAAAACCAAGGACUGUGUUUUAUGAAGCAGUGAGUGUGAGAUGUUAGUGUUUGUGAAAACAGACAGAAAUGAGCAAAGAAUGAGUUAUGUCUUAAUACUUGUGUAUGUCAGCUGGUGUUUUAAGUAAUCAUUGCACACACCGUUUUGUUUUAAUUUCUUUUAAGGAGGUAGUUGCUUAAGCUGAGACAGGGUUAUCUGUUUUUUGUUUUUUAGUUUCAAAAAAAUACUUGAUACUCACUUUUACUCUUAUUUUUGUGCAUGUGCACAUACAUAAAUAUACACAGAGGUCAAUUCCAUCAGUAGUUGUGUUAGCCAUUCUAUUUUGUUACAAUUCUAUAUAAUGGAAUUGUGUAUGUGAGUGUGUUUGUGCACAUUGCUGUGCCGAUGUGUGUAUAAGAGUGUUUGUGAACAUUCGUAAAUCGAUAAACCCAUACACUUACACAGAGAGAUGGAUUUCAUUCAUCCCACUUACAGGUCUGAAUCAGAAACCUGUAAACACUGAUACUUUUAAAAAUGGAGCUGUUUGUUUUGCCCCUCUUCCAUCCCUCCUCCUCUUCUCUCAUUGCUAAUAUGUAAAUGCCAUGUACCUUUUAUUUUGUUAUUUUUGUUAUUGUUAUUUGGUUGUCCUUGUAAUUAGGUUUUUUCCCUAGUGUAGUAGUGCUGGUAAGAGCAAAAAACCAGCCUUUCUAUGCCUCUCUUUCUCUUUCCCUUGUUCUAUCCCUUCACCAUACAACUGUAUAUAACAUUUCAUCCAGCCUCUCCCUGUGUCUAGGGAGAAAGGCAAAACUGAACAAAAUUUUGUUUUUAAUCUGAUAUCUCAGUCUCUUACUCUCUCUCCUUGCCCAACUGCCUGCCCUUCCCCUCUCCUCAUCAGUGUUCGUUCUGAUCCUUUUUAUUUAUUGUAUUGCUGUUUUUUUUUUUUUUUUUUUUUUUUUUUUUUUACAAUCUGAUGGGGGAGGGGUUUUAUGUGUUAUGUAAUUGGUGUAAUGUUAAUACCUCAAUCUCUGGAAUAUUGUCUGCUAGAAUGUUCUGGAAAGGGCAGGUUCACACUACCACACACAGGCUGCUCGGCCCAUCAGUGAAAAGAUAACGGUUAAAGGGAGAGAGAGGGAGAGAUAAACUAUGUUUUUAUUUGUUGGUAUAAAUAAUAAACUCAUUAAUAAAGUUACAAAAUCAUCUCUGGGGUAAAUUGUUUAUACUUUGUGGUAGAAAUCUACAUGUCUAUUUAAUGACAUGUUAAUAUUACAUGAGUUUACAAAUACACUUUCAAGAUUCUAAUAUUAAGUGUUGCAUGCUGAGGCAAUAACCAUGAUUACUAUUUUCUAUACUAGGUAUUUAGCUUAAACCCUAAGUAUGUAAAUUUGGCAUGUUGCCAGUCCAACAAAGUUUGUGCUUCAGACACGAAUGAUAACUCAUGUCAUGUGGCUUGUUGAGGACAGGUAUGCUAUUACUUUUCCAAGUGAUCAAAAAUAAGUUGGGGCUAGAAUAUACUUGGGGUUGGACUCUGCAUUUCCUCUUAUCAAACCAUCUACUGAGUUCAACUAUGUGAUGAAAGUUACAUUGUUUGAGUGUUUUGUCAGGGGGAGACUAAAUGCCUGCUGAAAUGCUUUCUGGUUACUUGAGUUUCAGGCAUUUUUUUGACAUGUUUUUGAUGCCCCAGUGUGUGGGGGUUAAAAAUAUAAUUGCUUUGUAUUCUUAACACAUGGUUUCAGAGACUGAAACAUCAAUGAAUGUUUGCUGAUUUUCAAUCAACCUUAAAUGUGCAUUUAGACUUAUCACAAUGCACUAAAAAAGAAAAGUCAAUCUGUUGUCUUCUACAUGCACUGAUUAGGUAUUACAGCUUUUAAAAUACUUCAGAUUAAAGGGUUGAGAUGAAAAAAACAAGCACAUUGUGUUGAUUUGACCUUAUAAUUGUUAUAUUUUUGUGGUCUUGCUGACUGCAUUCAUUUCUAUUCAUUUUCUGGUUCUACAGUUCCAUUUUUCAUUUUAAAAAAAUAAACCCUAAUUGUGUUUUGCCCAUGUUAAACUCUCAAUGUUAACUACUGUUAGUUUCGAUUACA
Molecule: messenger RNA, 4075 nt
Organism: Myxocyprinus asiaticus (Chinese sucker)
Lineage: Eukaryota; Metazoa; Chordata; Actinopteri; Cypriniformes; Catostomidae
Product: glycogen synthase kinase-3 beta-like
Exons: 10
Coding region: 190-1512 (440 amino acids)
Biological process (GO): negative regulation of canonical Wnt signaling pathway; regulation of neuron projection development; negative regulation of TOR signaling
Cellular component (GO): axon; cytosol; nucleus
Molecular function (GO): ATP binding; protein serine/threonine kinase activity
Source: RefSeq, a predicted model, not a curated record